Molecule: messenger RNA, 897 nt
Organism: Komagataella phaffii GS115
Lineage: Eukaryota; Fungi; Ascomycota; Pichiomycetes; Pichiales; Pichiaceae
Exons: 1
Coding region: 1-897 (298 amino acids)
Source: RefSeq, a predicted model, not a curated record
AUGGAUUUAGAGUCAGAAGCCAGCUUGUUGAAGAAGGUAGUUAGGCAAACGUUCAACGCUUUAUCCAUCCAUUUUUCGAAAAGCUUUAAUGCUCCAUACCUCCAUUCACUUUCACCCCACGUUGAUAGGUUAUGUGGGUUUACAGUCUCCUUAGACCACUACUUGAAAAUCUAUAACAUGAAUGAUAGUAUAUUUGAGCUAACAAUCACUGACGAAGGAAACUAUAUAAUCAAUUUCAGCAAAGAUAUGCAAGGGAUUCCUAACCUUUCAAGAAUACGGCUUAUCAAAAGCCGUGUUGAGCUGUUCAACGCCACAUUAGACUCGUACCUUCAAUCUCAUUCUACCAUUUCAGCAUAUUCCACAGCUAGAUUGCCUGUCAUUCCAGAUCCAUACACUAUAGACUACACAAAGAAAUCAAACACAAAGAAAAGGCUACGGAAUGACAGCGCAAAAUUCAACUUCAAAGAAAGGAAAGUUGAAACGUCUAACUUCGGGGACUACAAGAUGUCCGUAUUGGAUAGAAUUCGACUCAAAGAGAAAUCGACCAAAGAAACUUCCUCCAGAAUGGAAGAAAAAUUAAAACAUGAAAACUAUGUCCGAAGUCAAAUGUUGAAAUUCUACGAAAUUCUUUACCAACUAUCCCCCAAGCCAUCUAGCAAAGUUACCCUAAAAACCUUUUCAACAAAGCAACUAAUUUCCACUAUUCAGGACUCAAUAAGUUUACCCUUAAGCGAUUCAAUCUGCCUAGAUGUGCUAAUCAAGUUGUGUGAUACCCUCAAUCAGCCGGAAAAACUAUCCAUCAUAGAAAAGAACGCAAUCAAGGUCGUAAAGAUAUCACUUCUAGACAGAGAAGGUGAUCACAAAAUUAUAUCUAGCCACAAUCCACAUCAUCACUAA